This is a messenger RNA of Astrephomene gubernaculifera, 1782 nucleotides long. The record is from the annotation of a GenBank genome assembly. NCBI's taxonomy places the organism in Eukaryota, Viridiplantae, Chlorophyta, Chlorophyceae, Chlamydomonadales, Astrephomenaceae.
GACGGCACUCAACCAGCUCAAGACACCCAGGUCGACGGCGCUGUUGAGACCCAAGCCGCCACCUCCAUCAAUGGCACUGGCUCUGGCGGCGGCCUUACAGCGCUACCACCCGGGCCCUCCUCUGUGCUGAUGCAUGGUUACACUGGCUACGGCCUUACAGGUUACGGGGACCAGGCUUUCUUCUCCAAUUCGAAUCCUCUGAGCACCUUCCUCUCUACGCCGGCUGGUAACCCAUUCCUGGCGGCACGGGCACUGAGGUUGUACGGCAAGCAGACAGCCAAUGUAGUCAUGGAGACCGAGCCCCAAGCUGCGGCAGACAUGCUUGCCCUUCUUGCGUGUACGGACCCCAAGUCUUGCCUAGUGGAGUUGGUCAGGCUCAAGGACUUUCUGUCCAAGCCCAGUGCGCCCGGCCAAGGCAAGGUUGCUGCAGAGCUGGUGAUGCAUGCCCCUAUCCUGCUCACCACGCUACUGGGCCAGGAAGCCUAUGAGAACUUGUCCAAGACUAAGGGCCAGGCACGUGUCAAUCUCCUUCAAGCCAUGCUCCACCAUCAGCUUGCUGGAUACAACGGCAAAUGCAAUGAGAAGGUGGGCUGCACGCCCUCAGUGGAGCCCCUGCCUCAAGAUCGACGGCUUUCAUUUGGUGUGGCUGCCUCUUCAAUGGCUCCAACUAUGAUGCGGCCUAGGCCUUUCAGUCCCUCAGCGGCCGCCAGGACAGCUGCCCCGCCCUCAGGCCGUCCAUCGUUGCCUGCCAGCUUCAAGAACGAGGGUGUGACGUACAAGCAGAACAAGCUCGUGCCCUUCAUCUUUGUCAGCACGUGUGGCAGUGUCUCCCGGACAACAUCAGAGGGCAUCAAGGUGCUAGAGGCCAAAAUCCAGGUCGGCACCGGGCACCUUGUUAUCAAGACAAGGCUAGCUGCUGGCAAGAACCCGAAGGAGGUCCAGGUGCGGAGGCUUGUAGCCUCGACCUUCAUGUCCUCAGAGGAUCUGGGGCUGCUGGGCCUGACGUCUGCCUCUGACCUCAAGGGGCACUCGUCUGGCAGUCAUCAACUUGGCACCAAGGAUGGUGACAAAACCAAUGUUGCCCUUGACAACUUAGUCAUUAAGAAGCGCGGCUGAUUAUUGCGCCUUAUGCCAGAAAGCAUGAGAUGAUCUAAGCUAAUUUCAUGUCGUACGAAAUGCAUGGUCUUUGCAGGAUUAGAGAGACAACAACUAAUGCAGGGGUGAAAUUGCUGAGAAAUGCAAUUAUUGAAGUCCGUUAUGUCGUAGAAUAUGACACGUAAUAUUCGAUGUUUGGCUGCAGGUGUUUAUCGUGCAUAGGUUGGUAAAUAUGGUUUCUUUUUUUGGAAACGUGCCUACGGACUUGCUUGGGAUUACAGGAUUGGAUUCUUAAUUAAAUUCCACUCUUCGAGAGAGAGAGAGAGAGAGAGAGCAUGAGAUCGCUAAGCUGCGUGCAGGGCAGCCAUUGUAAACCCUUAUCCAUGCAUAGCUGAGUAAUGAACCCAACUGAAUUCGGGCACACGUAAGCAGCGUGGCAGCAUGAUACUGGCAGCAUGAACAAAACUCUUCAGUUCACAAAUUUAUAUCUUUGCCAAUACUUAACCGUUUGACACACGAACAUAAGCAGCGGCCUCAGCUAGACACAUAGAUUACGGGGGCACACUCCUUGCAGUUGCCCCAUUGAUGGCGAGCACAGGAAAAAUGGGCAAAAACCGUUGUUCGUUAUCACUAAAGGGGCCUUGCUACGCCCCGCCAUGCACCCUAGCUACUGGCGCAGGUUCCAGU